UGACGACAGAGUUACCAUAUUUAUGUUCUUAGAGAGAACUGUUCAUGUCAAGAAAUGACUACAUUUUAAUUUCGGAGGACUAGAGACUCUGGAUUUGUCUGAACAAAAAAAAAAUGUAAUUGUUGACCAAUGAGUGACACUUAGGCUUCGAAUGGAUGAUGCAGAUCAAAAAAUGCAGAUCAAACAGAAAUGCAGAUCAAGCAGAACAAAUGCAGAUCACGCAGAUCAAGCAGAACAAAUGCAGAUCAAAUUAAAUUGACAAAUUAUAAUUUUUAAAUGAAUUAAAAAAAUUAAAAAAAAUUGAAUAAAAAUUAAAUAUCUAAAAAUACAACUUAUUAUAAAUAAGUAAAAAUAUCAUGUUGAAAAAAUAAAAAAUAAAUACCAUCAUUUAAUACUGAAAUUUAUAUUUAUAUGAAAAUUCAGUACAGUUACAAAAAUUAUAAAGAGUAUUCUUGUUUUUCUCUUAUUUUUUGUAUCUUUAUUAAAUUUUUGGUUCAUUCUUACCCUUUGGCUCAACUAUAGAACUAAUACUAUUGAUUUUACAUAUAUUAUAUUGUAUAAACAAAAUCUUAAUUUAACAAUUUAACGUAAUGUGUAUAAUAUGUUUUGCAUACAAUUAUAUAAAAUUUUGAGUAUCUAAAUUGAGUAUAUACAGUAAAACAUUUAUGCAUUAAUAGUCGAUAAAUUAUUUCAGUCUCGGACUGGACCAGUUCACAAUAUAACACAAAUCCGUAAAAUAAUAAUUUUUAAGCAAUUUUUAUAUAAAUACAUGGUCCCAUUAAAUUUAUAAAUUAAUAAUAUAUAUUUUUUUAUAUUCAAAUGAUAUUAUCUCUAUUUCUCUUAACAAUUUAAUAUAUUUUGAUUAUAUUUAAUAAAAUUAUAUCUAAGAAAUAAUAUAAUAAAAAUAAUAUGAAAGUGGAAUUUCAAAAACUUAAUUAAUGUAUAUAUAGUAAAAUUAAUCAUUUUCAUUUUAUAUAAAAAUAUACUCUAUAAUUAGAAAACCUAAAAAAUAAUUUUUUUUUGUAACUUAAUCUCUUUAAAUUAAUAAAAUUUUACAGUCCCAUCAUUAUUAAUUUAUAAAAUGUUCACGUAUGUGUUUAUGAAAUUGUAUAAAAUUUAAUAUAUAUAUAUAUGUAUAGAAUAUAUCAUUUUAUAUAGUUGUAUAAAAAUCAUCUUAAAAUUCUUUAUAAGACAAAAAAGACUUACUUUUAAAGAAGAGUUUUUGCUGUGAAAAAUUAAAUAAACUAGUAUUUAAUACUUAUUUAUAAGUAAAGAAAAAGACAAAAAAACAGUUAUUCAAAAAAUGAUAAUUAAAAGGAAGCAUGCAUUGAUUGGGCAUCUGCAUUUGAUCCACCCGUUUUUUCCUUGUUCAUGCAGGACAAUAUUUUAUCACAUUGGUUUGUUCUGCAUGCAGUUUUAUUUAAUUUUUAUUAUUAUUAUUUCUCCAGCACUUUUAUGGUGAUUGGAAGCUAAAUACAGAACAAUCUGCAUAUCUUUUUCUCGUGUGUUUUUUCUGCAUUUCUCCUGUCACACAUUCAGACCCUUAGUUGAUAAUAUAAAAUUUAUGUGAAUCGAUAAUAUAAGUGUGUGAAUAAAGCUGUGUGUGAAUAAUAAUAAUAAUUAGUGUCACCAAUGCAAAUAGUAAUAAUAUCAUUUAUGACUUUAUUAUUAUAAGAACAAUAAUAAUAUUUCUUCUUUUGUUAAAGAUUUGAUUGGGCCUCAAUAAACGUAAUUUAUUUUCUUCUCGAAACUAACGUUAUAUUGACCCGUUAUAUAUGUUUACUUAUUUAAAAAUAGGACCGUUGUAAAUUACAACUUGUAAUUGACCCGUUAGUGUAAAGACUGAAAAAAACAUCGAACGAACACAAAUUACUUUUAAAAUAAGACCGUUGUAAUUAACCCGUUACGUAAAAUAUUGAAUAUACAUCGAAGGAAUACAAAUAACUUAAAAAAUAAGACCGUUGUAAAUGAAAAUGAGCCGUUGGGCGCUCCUCUAUAUAAGAAGAGCUCCUCUUGCCUUCUUUCACCAUCAACUUUGUCCUCCUCUCAAUUCUUACAAACAAAGAGACAAGCAAAAUAAAAGACCAACAAGAGUUAAAGACUCUGUCGGAGAAAGAAGACUCGGUCGGAGAACGAAGACUCUGUAGGAGAAAGACAUAAUGGCGACAAGAUUCAAACAAACAUGCCUGAUCAAGUCGGAGGUGGCGGAUGAUGUGAAGAAUAGUCGUGCGCUCGGUGACAUCGGAGAGAGGAAGCCAAAACCCAACCGACUCCAACGGAGGUCGCGCUUAUGGUUUAAAGAUGCUGCACAUGUGAAGAAUCGCCGGAGCUGAUCAGAACCGAGAGAGAGAGGAAGCCAAAUCCCACACUGCCCAUACGGUCAAACAUUCCAUCCACCGACUCCUGUUGUCAUUUUUGACCGAUGAUGACGCAAUCACCAACCUCCUUCCUUCUUCAGUGCAUAUGUCUUGAAUGUGGUGUGGAUCAACAAAGUCUAUAGCAUCUAAGCAAAGUUCAAGCUGCGUCUACUGAAUCAGAAAAACACUAACCAUGUCGAGAAAACAUGUAAGAGAUAGAUUAAUUUUGAUAUGGAAAUAUAUAAGAAAACCAGGACCGUAGACUACAGUUUGGCAGUUUUAUGCCAGAGAGAGUGGAGAUAGUUAUGGGAAAGCUGAGUUGAUAUCACUGGAGGAGCUAAAAGAUGAAUCAAAGGGGAUAUACCUUGUGAAAGACACCAUUGUCCUUGAAGCUGUUAUGCUUUGUUUCUCAGAGACUAAGUUGGUCGACUCCACUAUCUAGAUACUUUUCUUCUCUGUGUGUCUCAUGUGUUGUUUGAUUAUGGAUCAACUAGUAUCUUAGUAAAUUUCUUUUAGUCUAAGAAAUGUUGUUAGAUAUUAGUAUAUUUUUUAUGUCAUAUUGUCCAUAUGAUGACGAAAAUAACAUGUCUUUGGUAAUUUUGUACACAUAGCUAAUCUUAAAAUUUCACCAUGUUUUUACAGUCCAUAUGGACACGGUGAAGUUGUUGACCAAUUUGUGAUGUCCAUAUGGAUAGUCGUGAACAUAUUCUAAAAGUCCAUUCUGAAGUCCAUAUCAUCAUUUGAAGCUUUUCAAGAAUCGAUGUCUUCCUGUAAUAAGUUUAGCUCAUUUGUAUGUCAUGGUCAAAUGAGACAUUUAGCUAAAAUCAGAGAUCAAUAAUCUUAAUAUAUGUAUAAAAAUUGGAUAACGUUAUAAAAUCUUAUAUUUCUUCUUCUUUUUAGUUCUAAAGAAAAUUCUGAAGAAAACAACACGAAUGAGCCAAAAAAUCAUAUAUUGCGAAAAUAGUUUCAUUUACAUAUAUUAUUACCAUGAGCACAAUUAACUAUAUAGGAUUACACUAUAGGAAAAAAAAGAUACACUAUCAAAACAAAAUAUAAAAACAGUUAAAUAUUGAUGGGCAUAUAACUAAGACUAUAAAAAUUAGCUAGGCAUUCAUGGAGAAAGUUGGUUGGGGAAAAUUGGAGUGGACCCCAAUAUUUACCAUUGCGUUUAGUUGUCCAUUGCAUAUGGAACAUAUGUUUAAAACCCAUCUUCAAUAGUACACAAAAAUGUAUUCUAUAUUUUACUUUAAAAUAGAGUAAUUCUAUUAUAAAAUUGAAUUAAAUUUGCUUUAAUGGUUCAUUCUAUAAUAGAAUUACUCUAUAAUAAAGUGAAAUACAGAGUAAUAUUGUUUUUCAUUCUAUAUUUGUAGUAAAAAAAUAACAUUAUUCUAUAUUUCACUAUAUUAUAGAGUGAACCAUUUGGACAAAUUCAAUUCUAUAAUGGAGUUAUUCUAUUUUAGUGUAAAAUAUGGAGAAAAUUUUUGUAUCCCAUUGAAGAUACCCUAAGCUACAUGGACAAAAUCUGACUGCUCCAUAUUUUCUUAGUGUUCGUAUGAAAACCUCUAGAACUGAAAAAUAUUUAAAAACACACAAUAAACACAAAACAUUUUUUCACUGUUUCGGAUCUAUCGGAAUUAUUUGUGCCAACUUGUUUCAUUUUCGUCGGAACUGUUAACGAAGAGGAGGAGGAUCAUGGCUUUUGUUCUUCUUUGAUACAUAGAUUUAUUCUUAUUCUCAUUUGAUUAACACCAUUUUAAAAAUUUAAGGUUCUUCCAGAGAGCAAAAUCUCAACAUCUUUAAUCGAAAUCAAAACAUCUCUUGGGGUACACACAUUGGUCUUAAUUUAAUUUUUAUUAGGAGUUAAAUUAUCGCUGUUUGGCUAGUUUAGAUUUGACAAUCGAUCCAAGUGGUUGAUCCAAAUGGUUAACACGGUGGGUCGUAAUGAAUUUAUCCAUAGGUCUUAUUACGUAAUUUUCUCUGUAAUAAAUAAAAACUUAUAAAUUAAUAUGACUUGUUGAUGCGUCUAUACAUAAAUCAACAGAACUCACAUUCAAUUUUCUUGAUAAGUAACUAAGAGCAUGAUUAAUGCAUGUCUCUUAUGAUAAGGUUCUUAGCUUAAUAUAAAAUAUAGUUUAUUAGCUUUUAAAUAAAAAAACUAAUAGAUGUCUCUUAAAUAUGAGAUAUAAGAAUCACUUAGAUAACUUUUAUUAAUAAAAUAAUUAUAUAAUUAAAAUUUAUUUUAAUAAAAUAAAAUAAACCAUUUACAAAAGGACACGUAAUGGGAAAAUAAGAGACUAAGCUAAGAGAUGUCUUAAAUAAGAGACAUAUCUUAUUUAUCUCUCAUAUUUUUUAUUAAUUUUUUAUAUUUUAAAAGUAAGAGAUCUCGCUAAGAAACUUGCAUUAAACAUGCUCUAAAAAAUGUUUAUUAGUUUUUUUUAGUUAAAAAUUAAAAGACCUUAUCUUAUAUUAUGAUAAAAACCAUGAAAUCCUUAGUCAUGCUCUGAGAACCACAAAAAAAGGGAGCUAUCCUAGAGAUAUGCAGUGCUUCAUCCAACGUACCCUUUCUUUUUUUCUCCUUUGUCAUCUUAUUAUAUAAUCCCACUCCCCGCAUGUUUCUAAAAUAUAUACACAUAACUUGCAUAGUACACAAAGUCACAUAUCGAUCAAACUCUCUUAGCGAUGUGCACGCCGUCUUCGUUGGACGAGAUCAGAAAGGCACAGAGAGCAGAUGGCCCUGCAGGUAUCUUGGCGAUAGGCACGGCCAACCCUGCGAACCAUGUGAUCCAAGCGGAGUAUCCCGACUACUACUUCCGCAUCACCAACAGCGAACACAUGAUCGACCUUAAGGAGAAGUUCAAGCGCAUGUGCGACAAAUCGGGGAUAAGGAAACGGCACAUGCACCUGACGGAAGAGUUUCUGAAGGACAAUCCAAACAUGUGCGCCUACAUGGCUCCUUCUCUCGACGUUCGACAGGACCUAGUGGUGGUUGAAGUCCCUAAGCUAGGCAAAGAGGCGGCAGUGAAGGCCAUCAACGAAUGGGGUCAGCCCAAGUCCAGGAUUACCCACCUUGUCUUCUGUACUACCUCAGGAGUUGACAUGCCUGGUGCCGACUACCAGCUCACCAAGCUCCUUGGUCUUUGUCCUUCUGUCAAGCGUCUCAUGAUGUACCAGCAAGGUUGCUUCGCGGGGGCCACUGUCCUCCGUCUCGCCAAGGACCUCGCCGAGAACAACCGUGGCGCACGUGUUCUCGUCGUCUGCUCCGAGAUCAUAGCCCUCUUCUUCCGUGGCCCCUCUGACACCCACCUUGAUUCCCUCCUCGGACAGGCCCUCUUCAGUGACGGCGCCGCCGCACUCGUUGUCGGUUCGGACCCGGACAUCUCUGUGGGAGAGAAACCAAUCUUUGAGAUGGUGUCUGCCGCGCAGACCAUCCUCCCAGACUCGGACGGCGUUAUAAAUUUACAGUUGAGGGAAGCGGGACUCACCUUCCAUCUCCUGAAGCACGUCCCUAGGCUCAUCUCGAAGAACAUUGAAAAGAGUCUACACGAAGCGUUUAAACCGCUGGGGAUAAGCGACUGGAACUCCCUCUUCUGGAUAGCCCAUCCUGGUGGUCGAGCGAUCCUUGAUGAGGUUGAGAAAAAGCUAGGACUCAAGGCAGAGAAGCUGAGGGCCACACGUCACGUGUUGAGCGAGUACGGAAACAUGACGAGCGCGUGCGUCCUCUUCAUAUUGGACGAGAUGAGGAGGAAGUCCGCCGAAGAUGGUGUGGCCACGACAGGAGAAGGGUUGGAGUGGGGUGUCUUGUUUGGUUUCGGACCAGGUCUCACUGUUGAGACACUAGUCUUGCACAGCGUUCCUCUUUGAACAGGAGGCUCCCUUCUUAUACCUACCAUAAUCAUUUGUGCCUUAUGUUUUUUUUUUUCAAAUUAAUAUAUAUAUUUAUGUAAUGCAAUAACUAAGGAAGAAUGGGUCCUUUCAAUUUAAAUGUCUGUCUUUCUUUCAUUGAAUACAAUAUUAAAUUAAUGGGA
Molecule: messenger RNA, 6382 nt
Organism: Brassica rapa (field mustard)
Lineage: Eukaryota; Viridiplantae; Streptophyta; Magnoliopsida; Brassicales; Brassicaceae
Product: chalcone synthase 3
Biological process (GO): polyketide biosynthetic process
Molecular function (GO): acyltransferase activity, transferring groups other than amino-acyl groups
Source: RefSeq, a predicted model, not a curated record